Molecule: messenger RNA, 6658 nt
Organism: Chroicocephalus ridibundus (black-headed gull)
Lineage: Eukaryota; Metazoa; Chordata; Aves; Charadriiformes; Laridae
Gene: ADNP2
Product: ADNP homeobox 2
Exons: 5
Coding region: 2843-6055 (1070 amino acids)
Biological process (GO): regulation of gene expression
Cellular component (GO): nucleus
Molecular function (GO): DNA binding
Source: RefSeq, a predicted model, not a curated record
CUGGGGGGCGGGCGGCGUGGGGCCGGGUCGCUGGCAGGGGGUUUUGCCCUUCCUCAGCAGUGGGGUUUCUGAGUCUCCCUGCCCGGGAAGCGCCUGGAGGCGCGGAAGGGUUUAUGCUGAAGUCCCCGCGGUAGCUGGACCGCUGCGGGCGGCUCCUCUUGGACCCCAGGGUGUCCGCCUCGGGGCUGUCAGCCCCCUCGCGCUCACCGUCCGGGCCGUCGGGGCUGCCGGGCAGUGGGGGUGCCCCUUGGAGCGCUCUGGAGACCUAGGCGGCUAAGGGGGCGCGGAUGGGGCAGGGCUGCGGGGUCCCUGCCUGCUGGCGGGGUGGCGAGCGCUGGUGCCUUGCGGGGUGCUCCCGCCGUAGCUGAGUUGGCUAAACCGCAGCGCUGCCCGCUUCGCUCCCUUGAAGGCUGUACCCGUCGGCUGGCGGGGAGCGGUGCCCCUUUCAACCUGCCCGCAGCCCUCUCGAGCGGAGGAGGGACUUCCGGGUUUGCCCGUGGUCGGAAGUAGAAAUUAGCCUAGUGAGACGUUUUAACACAAGGAAGACUCGCUGCUUUAUGACUACUGUUUGCUAAACAGCUGUUUAGGACCACUUUUUUUUUUUUCCCCCUAAUUUCUGUCAAUACUUAAGCGAUAGAGAGUACCUAAGGAACCAACUUAACAGGUUGUUUCUAAGUCUGUGAAUGAAAAGUCUUAAGUUCUAGACAAUUGGGUAUUUGAAACGGUUUAUGGAGAACUGUAAUGUGCACGGGAGUAGUAUGCAUGCAAAAUUAGAACGAAAAUGUUAAUCGAAUGCAGAAUUACAUUACAUAUUCCUGCAGUACUUCAGCAAUGCAUAGAUUUUUUGAAAAAAUGAAAAAGUUUAUGAAUAAUGUUAGCAAACAUAACCCAUACAAUGCAAAUCAUUAAAAACAUUUGAUUAUGCUUACCUUGUGCUUGAGAGCAAGAAGCGCAAACUUCUUGUCCUGAUUUGUAAAUGGAAUGAAAGAUAGUUAUUUGAGUCUUGUUGCAACAGUUCAUAGUUCUGUACUGUCAAAAUUAUGAACAUCUCUCAACUGAUAAACACUUAAGAUCUCACAGGUAGCUAUUGGGGGGAUCAGUUGUUUUCCUUAACAAUUUUCUAUCAUCAAAAAUACGUGUUUGAACCCCUAGAAGUUUUAAAGACUUAUAAUGAAAUAAAGACUCACUCUUGGGAUCCCCAGUCCAAUUUAUAUUCUAGGCUUCUUGGUGCACCUGUUAAUAAACUUUCAGUUUAAUUUGGAACAAAAAAAGGGUGUUUCUUUACAGCAAUAUUUUGACAAACUGUAUGUAAUAAAUAUGCUAUGUAGUUAAUUUAAUGAAAGUUUUGUAAAAAAAACCCAAAACAACAAAACACCCCAAAAUAUAGCAAAUCUUCAGACACAAUGAAGAGCACAUGUCGUGGUUUUGGCAAACGCAUUUUUACACAAACACGUUUUUAUAAUACCUUAUGUUUGUUGACCACUGGUAGAGCUGCCUUGUGUUUAAACACUUCAGUCCUUCUCCUGAAACUUGUAGCACAGCCUUAUUGUUUUCAGUUCUGUCCCCUUGCUCAGUUAUUCACGUUGUGGGUUAUCUGUGCUGUGGACUGUUCUGUGCAUCUGCAUGAAACGUUUUUCAGUCAUAGCAGGCUGACUAGUGCAGUACAAAUGCAGUUGUACCUCUUCCUCGAGUAGCUGAACUUGGUGUGUGACUUUUGAUCACAUAUGCAUGGGGCUGAUGAGUCCUGUGGGAUUUGAGUAGGCAUCACAUAGAUGCUCAAGGCAUCUAGAAUGAGCUUGGGUCCUGCUGAGUUCAGUUUCUGGCUAAUGCUGAUCCCCGAGGGAGUCAAGCUUUGUGUGAGUUGCAGUGCUCUAUGAAGGCUCCAUGAGUUUGAAUGGUAUAGUCCUUUCUCUUCUAACUAGCCUUGUGUAACAGGCUUGAUUGUGUAUUAAUGAAGCAUGACAUUUAAACCACAGUAGCUAAAGUUAGUGACCUAAAUGAAUUUUGAUCUGACUUCUUAGGGAAGAUGCAGGCUGAUGUGCUGUAUCUUUAUCUAUGUAAUCACAUGCCUUAAUGCUUUUUACUGUCUUGGCAACUAUUGAAUGAUGGCCAUCUUUUGUUAGAUUAGAUGGCUCUUUUAACAGGUAUGUGGUAUAUAGCCAAGAAAAUAAUAAAAUUAUCGUGACUAUGAGAUGUAUAAUUUGAGACCCCCUAAAGGUUUCUGUUUUAGUUGCAGAAAAAAAGUUUAAUUUAUUUUUUUUUACCUGAUAUUUCUGUCAGGUUGCACUUACAUAGAAAUGGGAGUUUAAGAGGAUAAAGUAGCAUUAUUUUGUUGACCGGAAGUACUCUUAGUAAGUUUUAUUAAUCUGUUUUUUUCUGUAGUCAGUUUAAUUUUAAUUUACCACAAAUGAAAUAAUAAACAAGAAUAUUAUCCAUUCUAAUCAAUUUACUGUUUUUCUUUCCAGGAGUCAAAUCUUUCAAAGCUGUUAAAACACCUAGAGAUGUUGAUAGGAAGCUUAUACGCAUUUCUUCUCUCUCCCUCUAAAGGCUGGAUAAGCUUUGAUGGUGCCAAUGUACUGUUAAAUCCAGUUAGGUCUCUCUCAGAAGGCACAGAUAAGAGUCCAGGGAAUGGAACCAUCUGUGUAAUAUGCGGUUGAGCAGAUACCCAGGUUCCUGUUCCACACCCACUCCAAUGGUAUCAGAAUGUCUUCCAGACUUCUUACUGAUAAAAAAUACUAGAAAACAAGACUAGUAUCUGUCAAAUGGGGCUCCUUCUCCAUUUCUAUCUACACACCUUUCCUUUGGGGGGAGAAGAAGAGGAGCGUAGCAUGAAAAGUGCAAAAUGUUUCAAAUUCCUGUUCAAAAUCUUGAUAGUAUCAGGAAGGCUCGAAAAAAGGUGAAGGGCAUUCUUGUGGAUCUUGGGCUUGACAGCUGCAGGGAAUUGUUGAAGAAUCUUAAAAGUUUUGACCCAGGUGAAAAACACUUUUGUAACACCUCAUGGAGUGAUGUCUCUCCUUGGGAGUCUGUGGGCAAAAGGAAGAGAUACAGAACAAAGCCGUACUGCUGUAGCUUAUGCAAGUUCUCGUCAAAAUUGCUUACUUCGUUCAAGAAUCACUUGCACCGUUACCAUGAGGAUGAAAUGGACCAAGAGCUGGUGGUUCCUUGCCCAAAAUGUGCAUUUGCUUCUGAUCCCAAAAUAGUGGGAAAACAUAUCCGGAUGUUUCAUUCAUCUAAUAAAAGAAUACAGAACUAUACAGUCAGCAUUUUGGAUGGCAUGAAACAAUUCAGGAGUGACAUCAUAAACUUUACAUGUCUAAAAUGUCACUUUACAGACACAUUGUAUUACAAUAUGAAGAAACAUGUGCUGAUGAACCAUUUUCAAAACUUAAUAAGUACAUAUUUUGGCCAGAAACCUGAUGAAAGUAAAGAGAAUUCCAUUGAGCACUACUGUAAAAAAUGUAAUGCUUCUGCAAACAGCCAAGAUUCUUUAAUGUAUCAUGUCUUGACAGCUGAAACACACCGAGACCUGGAGAACAAACUUCGGUCAGUGAUUUCAGAACAUAUUAAGAAACCAGGACUCGUGAAACAAAUGCAUAUUGCUCCAAAGCCUCCCCAAGGCGUGGCAGUGGCUACUCCAUCUGCAGGACCCGCUGCUGCCCCAGCAGGUUCUGUCACAGCUCCAGCUUGCAUCCAGCUUGCAUUUCCACAGAAUAAUCAGAACCAGAGUGUGGUGCAGCCAAAAGCAGUUCAAAACACAAUCAGAUCACUGCCUGUUCCAAGUGCCUCUGGUAGCCUGCCACAUACAACUUCUGCUCCGGUUGCUACCCCAUCGCAUGUUACUCUUGUAUCUAGUAAUCUUUCUGUAGGUCAGAAUAGCGUUAAUAUUCAGCCAUCACCUUCCCAGCCUAUCAUUGUUUCCCAUAGGCUCCCCCUUAAUCAGCCUGUGAGAGCUGCAGCUAUUCCUCUUAAUCAUUCUGUUGGGACUGUAAAUAGAACUUUGGCCUCUGCAGUUCUUCCUCUUAAUCAGCCUGUCAGGCCUGGGCUCUUUCCUGUUAAUCAACCCAUUGGUACUAUAAAUGGUCCAGUUGCAGCUGGAAUGCUACCUGUUACUCAACCUGUCAGCCCCGUGAAUGGACCGGUUGCACCAGCAGUCCUCCCUGUGAAUGGACCGGUUGCACCAGGAGUUCUCUCUGUCAACCAGUCUCUUGGGAAUGUGAAUACACCCAUUGGUCCUAGGGUCCUUCCUGUGGCGCAGACAGUUGCGUCAGGGGUUCUCCAGCUUAACCAGCCUGUUGCUUCUGGGGUUGUUCCUGUCAGACAGCCUGUCAGGCCUGGGUUUCUUCAGCUUAAUCAACCUGUUGCCCCAGCAGUUAUCCCAGUAAAUCAGCCCGUUCAACCUGCCGUUUCUCAAAACACAACUUUUUUGACUGCAGGUUCUAUACUUAGGCAGUUGAUUCCAACUGGCAAGCAGGUUAAUGGGAUACCUACAUACACGCUUGCCCCAGUUUCAGUUACUUUGCCAGUACCUCCUGGUGGUGGAGUAGCAACUGUUACGCCACCACAAGUGCCCAUCCAGCUAAUGCAGUCUGGGACAGUAACUCAGUUGUCCCAGCCACCAGCUGGUGCACCCUCUCCUCCGGUGAUUUUAACAUCUCAGAAUAUAUCGUUACAAGCCUCCCCACCUGGCCCUGAAACAAGUCAGGCUAUCAGACAGGCUAAGCAGUGGAAGACUUGCCCUGUUUGCAAUGAGCUUUUCCCAUCAAAUGUCUACCAGGUGCACAUGGAGGUGGCCCACAAACAUGGUGAAGUAAAAAUGGAGGAAACCCUGGAACCUGACAAACUUGCAGCUUGUGCACCCUUCCUAAGGUGGAUGACAGAAAAGACAGUCCGCUGUUUCUCUUGUAAAUGUUUUCUCUGUGAGGAAGAGCUCAUGAAACAUCUCUUGAUGCAUGGCUUAGCUUGCUUGUUUUGCACAGUUACUUUCCAUGACUUAAAAAGCCUCGUGGAGCACAACAAAACUACACACAAUGGGAAAAAGCAGUUACAUGCAGAUUAUAGCAACAGAGGAUUUCAACUAGGUAAUGAUGCUCAGGGUGACCUUGUAUUUCCACACUUUGAUUUCAGUACAGUGUUACCAAAAGAAGACAUUGGUGAAAGAGAAGUACAUUUGGCAGUACUUGCUGGACUAAAUUCAAGGACGCUUGUCCCCGUUUACAUCAAAGUGAAACCUCAGACAGCAGAAGUGAACAGUAGAUGCAACAAAAAAGUGUUAACCUGUCCCUUUUGCUUUGGUACGUUUGUUAGUAAAGAAACCUAUGAAAUGCAUUUGAAAGAGCGGCAUCAUAUAAUGCCAACUGUUCAUACAAUUUUGAAGUCUCCUGCUUUCAAGUGCAUCCACUGUUGUGGUGUGUACACUGGAAAUAUGACUCUGACAGCUAUUGCUGUACACUUGCUCCGUUGUAGAAGUGCUCCCAAAGACAGCAACUCAAGCGUGAAGAUGCAGCUUGAGUGUACUGAGAGGAAAGAGCUACUGUUUGUGAAUGGUGAAAAGCAUGAUUCUGUGAUCCUGAAAAGAAAGCAAUCGGAUUCCUGCUUUGUUGCAGAACACCAAAGGAAUAAGGAACAGCAGCCUCUGAGCUUAAGUACUGGCAUAGCUCUAUCUCCAGAAAAAGAAGUGAAUUCAGGGGUAGUGCCUUUCAAACGACAAAAGAUUAAUAGUAGGACUGAGAUGAAGAAGCUUCCUUCUAGUGAGGAUCUUCGCAUUCUAGCCGUAGAUCCUAAACAGUAUGAUUACAACUCCUAUGAGGCUCAAAACCAGUUUCUGACAGACUACUUUCACGAGAGGCCAUAUCCUUCUAAAAAAGAGAUGGAAUUACUUUCCUCACUGCUAUACGCGUGGAAAAUUGAUGUUGCAUCAUUCUUUGGAAAAAGGAGGAAUAUAUGCCUAAAAGCGAUAAAUAAUCAAAAAGCAUCUGUGCUGCUAGGUUUCAGUAUGUCUGAACUAAAAAAUAUUAAGCACAGUUUGAAUAUAAAAGAUGAACCAUUAGAUAUGUAAACAAGCUUUUUGUAACAGCUAAAAGCAAUCUGUAAUUGCAUACUUAUCAAUUUAGCAGUUUAUUGUAUUAUUUGUUUUAACUUGUAGACUGGCCUGUUGAAGGGUGCAGUAGUACAAAAAGUCUCGUUCAGUUGUGACUGUUAUUGUGAAAGGCACACGUAGUUGUGUAUUUGAAAAAGCUAAAACCUUCAGACUUGCCCAUCUGGAAUUUGUUUUAGCUUUUUAUUUUUUCUGGACUAGUGGGGUUUGGUUUUUUUUUUUUAUUUGGGUUUGGGUUUUUUUGUUCUGUUUCCCUUUCUUCCCCUCCAGACUCCCAUUACACUUUUUAUACCACCAUGUAAAACACUUGUCCUGUUAAAAACAAAUUUUAUUUUAUUUUUCUGCAAUGUCGUCAUCUUUUCUAAACAAUAAAAUGUAUAAUGUUGGCUAAAAUUCUGAGGUAAACUAUGUGAACAACAUUUAUUUCAUUAUUUGUGGUUUUAAGUCCUAAUUUUUUUAGCCUAUUUUUUGUUUUAUCUACUGAAGAGGUGAUUGUAGCCUUUACAUACAUUGCCCAUUCAAAUUCCCGGUGCACUGGUAGCAAUAAAAUACAUGGCAAUCUUU